Messenger RNA from Trichobilharzia regenti, 5142 nucleotides. NCBI's taxonomy places the organism in Eukaryota, Metazoa, Platyhelminthes, Trematoda, Strigeidida, Schistosomatidae. The record is from the annotation of a GenBank genome assembly.
CCUUGACCUAGAGCGAUUUUGGUUUUUUUCAGACGUUUGGUUCGUUCAAGGACAGUCGUCAUUUUCAAUACUUGCUUAGAAAAGUCACUUAUAAAUAAAUCCACGUCGUAAAUUUCUUGAAUAACUGGUUUUUCGAAAAAAGUUUGAUUGCAAAGCAAGUGCAGGACUUCAAUUAAAGUUCUGUACUUUGAAGUACAUUAUUUACUUGACAUUUUCCUCCGAGUUAGAGACCAACGAUGUACAUAGGCAUUUUGAAUAUGUUUGUUGAAAAGUAAAGUCUUAUGACCGUGGAAAGGGCUAUCAUAUAUAUCCUUGCAUGAUAUCGUAUCCUAUGUAGGACACUACAUAAAUUUGAUACGUCGUUUCUUGCAGUACUUCUAUUAUUAUUAUUAGUCACAUCUAGAUAUGAUGAAUUUAGAAUUCCGGGGUUUCCCCUGAAAAGAAUACAUGCUAUUUUGCAGUUCAAUAUUUUAGUUUUUAAUAAAUUAAGUAAUUACUACAGUCAUAUAUUCAGUACUUUUGAAAUGUUAAGUGUCUGUAAAUUUACAUACAGUAAAAGCGUGUCAGUAGGAAAACAGACUCCCUUGAAGUUUCAUAGAUGAGGACAUCAGAAAAAGUAAUAUAUAUUACUUUUAAUUCAGAUCAUAUGAUCUGAAUUUAAAAUAAAUUCAGGUUAGGGAGAGUUCAUCUCGCGGAAAACUACAAUACGGCUGCUAAUUCUUCGCAAAAAUAAAUAGCAAGUUAUAAGAAGCUUCAUAUUAAAGCCUUUUUCUAUUGGAAAUUAGUCAAAAAUCUUUUCUACUGAUGCGAUUGGUUGUGUGUUGUCAGCGAUAUAAUUUGGUGUCAACUUUAUUCACACACAAAAAUUUUCUGUCUUUUAGAAUAAAACUUUCCCACAAUUCACAGAAAACCUAACCUAAGAAUUCGCAGAAUUCGGAUGUCUGAAAUGAAGUCCAAUAUGGAAUCCCCAAUCAUAUCGAUUAGCCCAAGACAUUAUAUUCAUGUCUUAAACUUGAAUACUCAUGUCACCGAGUUGAUUAUCGGUCCGAAGACAUAUGUUUGUCAGAAGGAUGAAAAAGUUGUUCUGGGACCAGAAGCAUUUACAGUUGUUCCAUCCAUGAUGUACUGCGUUAUUAGCAACCCUGUAAUCAGGAAUGAAACGGGUGUCCCAGCUAUUGAUGAAUUUGGCCAGGUGAGAGUUCGAAUGGGUGAUGAGGAAUAUCGUUUCUCCCAAGAUCCGUUUCCCCUAUAUCCGGGUGAAGUGCUUAAAGAUAGCAUCAAGCCUCUUCCAAUAGUUCUUCCAAACUCAGCUUUGAGGUUGCGAGCACUUUCAGAUUUUGAAGAUGGCGGUAUUAAGCGCACAGCUGGAGAUGAAUGGCUAUUUGAAGGUCCAGGAACUUAUUAUCCUAGAAAGAAGUCGAAGUUGUGAAGUGUGAAGAAGCCAAAGUGAUUCUUCUUAAUUCAGCUCUUGUCAUGGAAGCCACGAGGGAUUGUAUUGACCGCAGUGGUGUUUCUCGUGUUUUCGGUGAACGAUGGCUAGUUACAACUCAGGGUGCCUACCUUCCUGGAGUUUACGAAAGGAUUGUCGAGGAGCGCAAGGCUAUUACUUUAACCGAUAAACGAGCUGUAUCCGUCAAAGCUAUCAAAUCCCAUACGGACAAAUUCAAUAAAUACCGCAAGGCUGGUGAGGAGUGGUUAAUAACCAAUGAAGAGGCAGAAUACCAUAUAUGUGGUGCACUUGAAGAGUUUGUGGAAGAAGUUGAAGUAACUGUGCUGCGUGCUCAUCAGUAUUGUGUUAUAGUCAAUCCUUGUGAUGAGAAUGGAGUGCCACAGUUAGGCAAAAAAGCACUUGUACGUGGGGAGAAGUCUUUUUUCUUGAGACCGGGAGAAUAUUUAGAGGACGGUGUUCAAGACACUUAUAUUCUGGGAAAUGAUGAGGGCCUGAUUCUUCGUGCCAGAGAACAGUUUAUGGACAGCAUUUUCGAGGAUGAUGCAUCAGAAGAAGGCUCCACAAAACAGAAAACAAUCUUACGCCGUCCUGGAGAUCUGUGGAUGUUACGUGGACCUAUCGAAUACGUACCUCCUGUUGAAGUUGAGGCGAUAGGACGUCGAGAAAUUAUUCCGUUAGAUUUUAAUGAGGGUGUUUACGUUCGUAAUAUGCAAACAGGACAAGUUCGUGCUGUUAUUGGUCAUGCCUACAUGCUAAAUCAGGAUGAAGAGUUGUGGGAAAAGAAGCUUCAACCUGAUGUUGUUCAGUUGUUAUCGAUGAACUUAGAUCCGUGUGCAGAUCGUGGAGUUCGAUCCCUUGGAGAAACAUCCGAUGAUUUUGAUUCAACCCGUGUGGUUACUUUUCGUGUUCCACACAAUGCUGCAGUUCAAAUUUAUGACUACAAAAAUAAAAAGUCCAGAGUUGAGUUUGGACCACAUUUAGUAAUGUUGGGACCAGACGAACAGUUUACUCGUCUCAGCUUGAGUGGUGGAAAACCCAAGAAACCAAAUGUAAUUAAAACCCUUUGCUUACUCUUAGGUCCAGACUUCUGUACAGAUAUUGUUAUUGUGGAGACAGCAGAUCAUGCUCGCCUGUCUUUACAGUUAUCCUACAAUUGGGUGUUUGAUAUCUCUCCAUCGUGCAGUCAAGCUGAUGCUGCUAAGUUAUUUUCAGUUCCAGACUUUGUUGGAGACGCUUGCAAGGCCAUAGCAUCUCGUAUUCGUGGUACUGUUGCAUCUGUUCAGUUCGAUGAUUUUCACAAGAAUUCAUCACGAAUAAUUCGUGCUUCUGUCUUUGGAUUGGAUGAAGCGGGAAAAAUUCGAGAUCGAUUUGUAUUUCCUCAGAAUAAUCUUCACAUUACAAGUGUUGAUGUACAGUCAGUAGAGCCGGUCGACCAGCGGACUCGAGAGUCGUUGCAAAAAUCAGUCCAACUGGCUAUCGAAAUAACAACUAAUUCACAAGAAGCAGCUGCUCGUCAUGAAGCUGAAAGAAUUGAACAGGAAUCGAAAGGUCGAUUGGAACGUCAAAGAAUUGAAGAUGAAGCAGCUGCUGAAGAAGCCAGACGUCAUUUACUUGAAAUUCGAAUGCAGUUAGUUGCUCUUGAAAGUAGUAGCCAGGCUAAAGCAGAAGCCGAGAGUCGAGUUGAAGCGAAUCGUAUUUCUAGCCAAGCUGCUAUUGAGGAAGCUAAACUUCGUGCUGAAGCUUUAUCAAUUGAAACGAAUGCAGAAUUGCAAAGACUUCAGUUAGCUCGAGAAGCGGAAAUCGCCUAUCUCAAACAAAAGAAUGAGUUGACUUUGAAAUAUAAAGCCGAGGAAGCCGAAAUUGAAAAAUCACGUUUUAUCUCAAUGGUGAAUGCACUCGGUGCUGACACUUUACGUGCUAUGGCAACCGCUGAAUCAGAUCACAACUUACGCAUGUUAAAGGCUUUAGGUCUACAGAGUACACUGAUUACAGAUGGUUCGACACCAGUAAACUUGUUGAACACUGCUCAUGGUCUUAUUGGCUCCGUUUACGAAAGAUCGACAUGUACAAGAACCAAAGUUGACAGUGAAAAUAUAAGUGAGAAUGAAAAGUAAACUGAAACUGCUUGAAAUUUAGUGUUUUGUAUUGUUUUUUUCAAUUGAACAGCUUGAUUUUUAACUUAUUUUCACUAAUUACUUCACAUUAUAUUUUUUCUUACUUUCAUUUCACCACUUGAAUAUCUUUUUACAAUAUACUGUUUUGUGAAAGCUACAUUUUUAGUGCUAGUGAAUGUCAGUUCAUCAUUUCCUGUUUGAGAUAUAUAUGUAUAUGUCUUCCAAAAAUGCGAUGAAAUCAGUCUAUAUAUUGUCGAGGUUAAUGUGAAGUUGUGUUGAGUGCUUUCCAUACGUGUGAGUGAGCAUUCAGUUUUCAAAGUACAUAAUAUGGUCAUUUGAAGAAGCGCUGCUAUCGAAUUAAAUAAUUCCAUAGACGGGGUCUUCUGAAACUGAACUAUAUCACAUUGACACUUUGACUAACGUUAGCUGUAAUUUUUCGUUCUCAGGUCAUCAUAAAUCAGCAGUUUUGCAGUAACAAGUGAUUUGUUUGUUUAACAAGGAUUAAUUGAAAGUUGUAAACUGUUUUAUUCAGUCAUGAUUAAGUCGGUUGUUGGUGUAGGUAAGCUGUCUGUUUCACUCCUUCGUAAUAGAUUUUUGUCAUAUGAAAAGCUGUAGGCGUGUAGUGGAUACAAGAUGUAGAAAUUGUUGUGAAGGUGAUCUCAGGAAUCCGUAAGGUCUGGCAGAACAAAGUUGUAAAGUGGCUUCUUUCAAACUGCUUAUGUCUCCAUUGUCCUGAGAAAAAUAAAAUGUCUCACCUACAUCAAAUAUAUAUAUGUAUAUAUAUUUCUACGAAUCGUUUAGUAAAAUUUAGGAUUCAGGCUUCAUUCCACACUGGUUUCUCGUUCUUCAUACGAUGGUGUUACAUGCAUGUGUCACAAGUGUAUGUCUGACAUAUCGUAAAAGUUUGUAGUAAUGUUGGAAAGUUGUAUCACUUAUCUAAAUGUAGUCUGUAAUGAAGACAUUUCAUGUUUGGUAAAAUUCAGCGUAAAAUUAUUAAUUGCAUAUUAGGAUUCUACUGAUAAGUGGGUAGUGCUUAUGGUUUACUAGCUGGAUGAAAUGUAAUACGCGCACAGUGACAACGCUUAUGAUAAUCGCAUCAUGCUGCUCAUAUUCAGUACAUAGUUUAGUCAGUGUCGUUAGAAUAGUCAUAUUUCACGUUUGGACUUGGUUUGUUUUUUUUUUUUCUUAUGUUAACUGCACAAAGUCUACUUGGAUAUCUUUGCUUAAACCAACGUAAACAUAGUUUUUUGUUUUGUAUGGUAUGACUUUUAAUUUAUUCAUCCAAUCGUACGCAGUGCUUUCAAAUCUCUAUGAUCAAUAUUUUAUUACACUGGUCUACUCUUCAUCAAAGCUAUGCCAAAAUAAAUAAUUGUCUAUGUUUCACAUUAUUACCGUCUGUCGAUAGUUUUUGCAUUGUGAAAUGGAUCACCGCACGAUAAUAAUAAAUAAUGGAACAUCAUUAUGCGUGAACAAACGUCAAAAAUGUAACUAUCAUAUGUUGUAUUACAUUGUUUAACCAGUAGAACUUGACCCUCAUUAUUUUGUAACUACGUAAACGAAUAUAUUCACCUUGCGAUU